This is a messenger RNA of Brassica rapa (field mustard), 7963 nucleotides long. RefSeq names its product protein TWIN SISTER of FT. Lineage: Eukaryota; Viridiplantae; Streptophyta; Magnoliopsida; Brassicales; Brassicaceae. The record is from RefSeq and is a predicted model, not a curated record.
CAGGAUUGCCGUUAGCUUAUACACGUCACAUGCCUUUCUAUUGCUUCUGAUGAGAACUAAGGAAAUGUCAUUUUUGUUUGGUUCCACCAACCCUUCAGUCUUCAGAUUAACCAACACCAAAUACAUUAAUUAUAAAAUUACGCAAGUAAAUGGAUGCAGUGAUUAAGUAUAUAUUUUUCUUUAAAAUGUUUAUUUUCUGUAAUUUGGUAUAUGGAUUCAACAUGUUUUUGCAUUUAGAUCCUUGUGUGCUUGGAAGAUUUUUAUAUCAAUUGUACAUUUAACUCAUAGAAAUGCAUAAACAGAGCCGGCCCAUGGUAUAAGGCUACAAGUAGGAUAAGCGGUCGCUUUGAGCCCAACAUGUUAUGGGUCUUCGUUAACUAUUAAAAAAUAUCUGAUUUAUUCUUUUCGUUUUAAGUUCAAAUACUGAAACGGUUCCUUAGUUUUUAUUUGUAAUUUUGUACCGUUAAGGGUUUUCACAAUUUGCUAAAUCAAUGUCGUCAGUGAAGAUAUCUGGAUUUAUUCCGUGAUUAAGGUCUCGUCGUAUAUAUUAUAAUCGAUCAGGUCAACUAUUUGUUCUUUGUUUUCUUUGUCGUUGUUCUUGAUACGUAAAUCCAUCAGGUUUCACAUCCGCUCCUCUAUAUUCCUUUCUACCGUUCACAACGAGAUGCACGUUAACGUUACAUACACAGACUUAAAGAACUUUAUGUAGAUAUAAAAAAUAAUAUGUAGAAAAAACAUAUAUUGGCUUGAUCACUACGAGAAAGUUCUUAACCUUGAUAGAUUAUAAUCUCUGAAGGCAAAAUUUAAGAAGAGUUCAUUUGAAGAUUUAGGUUAUAUUUGUAUUUUUUUCCUAAGUAUGGCCUAUAUAUGUUGGAAUUAUUAAUUUAUAAUGGGAUUUUAAUGAAACAAACCCUUAACUUUGGGCCCAUCCAGUUUUUAACCCUUAAGUAUUUUGAUAAUGAAAUAACUCCUUAACUUAAGUCUGUUAGAAAAAGUAACUCUCCGUCGUUAACAACGUUUAAACCCAAAAAGUUUUGUCUUUUAUGUCCUAUUAAAUGAAGAAAACAACAAGACAUAUCACAGAAACGGUAAACUUUUUAUGAAUGCUUGGUUUGCAUUAAACCACAAUAAAACACAUUGGUUUGGAGAUCAAGAAAAAUCUGAUUUCAUAAACCCUAAAAUCUCAAAAGGUUCAACGACAAGUAUGAUAGAGAUCUCAAAAUUAGUGUGGUGGCUAUAGAGGCAGAGUUUGUUAGUGCAAUUUCAUAAACGAUUGCUCGUUACUCAUCAUUCUCCGUAGGCAAAAAAGGAUUUUGGAAAUCUCUACUUCAUCUUGCUCCAAGAUGAUAAGAACGAGUUUUUUUCGAUUAUAUGUGGGUGGAUAUUGGACCUCCGAUGGUUCGUAUAUUGGUGGUGAUAUAAGGCGGUGUAGGGUAGAGUUUGAAAAUCCAAGUAUAUCAAUGUUAGUAGAUAUGGUUCAGAAUGAAGGUUUUGCAGAUAAUAUGAGGAAGUUUUCAUAUUUCCCAUCCAAAGAAGACUAUAAUCGGAAGGAAUUGUCUACGGACAUUGACGUUGCAGAAAUGAUUAAUUGCAUUCAGGAGUUGGAAAGUAUGAAUCUAUAUGUUGUUAGGGAUGAUGAUCCAUAUUUGGAAGAUGUGCUUGUUGGAGAAGAGGAAGAGGAAGAUGAAGAAGAACCUGAAGAUGAACCUAUUGACUUUUAUCGUGAUGAUUAUGCUGAGACUGACGAUUCAGAUGAUGAUGGCCACCAAGUUUCUUUUUUUGUUGGUCAAGCGUUUCUCUCCAAAGAAAGUUGCAAGAAGGCUAUUGAGAAGUAUGCUAUUAAAGAGAAGGUCAAUAUUCGUUUUCAAAAAUCUGAAAGUAAGAAAGUAGCUGCAGUAUGUGUACAAGAUUGUUGUAGUUGGAGGAUAUAUGCCUCAGUAAACAGCCGGCCUGCUAAUAUGGUUGUGCGGUCGUACAAUUGCACUCACACUUGUUAUCCAACUGGUGUAGUGAAAUUAUAUAGUGCACCGAAGAUAGCAGCUGAUUUUUUGAAUGAGUUUAGGACAAAUCAAAAUUUGAGUGCAGAUCAGAUGAUGCAAAGGUUGCUAAUCCAAGGUCUUCGUCCUGUGAAUGGAAUGGAGCUGUGGAAAACUCACACUAAUGUUGUAGUUAUGCCUCCUCCGGACAGAAUCAUGCCAGGGAGACCAAAGAACAAUGAUAGAAUUCAUGAGCCAACUGAAGCUCUGCCAUCCCAAGUUCUUUCUGCACGUGAAAAAGUUCAAAUGACCUGCAGUAAUUGUCAACAAGUCGGACAUAAUAUACGGUCAUGUAAGCGUGAAGCUGUGCCUAAACCACCUAAGAAACCUCAAGGAAGACCGAGAAAAAAACAGAAAAUAAUGACGGAAGAAGAGGUUACCAAUCAACCAGCACAAUCUCCUUAGUUUCUUAGAGGAUGAUACUCAAUUUCUUUUAUUAAGUUGUACUGUUUGGUGCUUUUUUGUUUUGGUGAAACUAUGUUUCACUUUACGAUGCUCUGUUUUUUCUCGUAUACGGUGCUCUGUUUUAUUUUUUUGGUAUACUCUGUUUUUGUGGUAAAAUCAUGUUAGUCUGAUAUAUUGUUGGCGAGACAAAGAUAAUGGUUCAAGAUGUUUUUUUUAAAUCAAAAUUAUUUAGUUUUAAAACUCAUUUUCAGUGUAUUCAGAUUUUGAACUGUUAUUUACUUUUAAAAUUUCAAACUUUUAUUCGUAGGAACCAGUGAACAACAAUUAUAAUGCUUGUUCAUGAUGAUGGUGAUUGUCGCACAAUUCCAAUUGGUUUAUGAAAGCGUCUUGUUUUUUUACGUAUAGAAUUUUGACAACAUGCUUUGUCACAAAAAAAAAAAAAAACAACAACACUUUCUUAUGUUUUUAACAGUCAGUUCUUAAAGCUUCAGGGGUUAGACGUUCUUAAACAGUCAAGCCUAACUAUACUAACAGACUUAAGUUAAGGAGUUAUUUCAUUAUCAAAAUACUUGAGGGUUAAAAAAUGGAUGGGCAGAGAAUUAAGGGUUUGUUUCAUUAAAAUCCCAUUUAUAAUCGAUCAUAGUUGCUAACUCAGUAGAAAAUAAAUCUUUUCAUCGACUUUAUAUCGACGUGUUAGCAAACAAACAUAAUGAUGGUUCAUGACAUAUGCCCCCAUACUGAACCUUGCGGUGCAAUAUUUUAUGAUCAUCAUAAUGGUUAAUUUUAAUUAUUAGUAGUUAAUGUUUGGUUAGUUUAUAAAAUUAUAGAUAAAACAAGGGAUUUUGACUAAAUUUUGAUGGAGUGUGUAUUUCAUAUCUCUUUGGGUCUUAAAUAUUCGUACCGAUCCAGAUCCUCUACCUUCUUAAAAACUACAUGUAUUUUAAUUUUAUACCCGAAACAAACGAUCUGGAUCUAAAAAACUCUGAACUGAAACUGAAAUUUUUUUAUUACAUAAUUAGGUUCAAAUGUAUAAGAUGCGAGAGAUCCGAAGACCUGAAAAGAAUUGACAUGAAAAUCUGAGUGCCCAUGUGUCUAACUCAUUACAUGAGAUAUAAAUCGAUAGUUUACUUUUAAUAAAAGGGUGCAUAUAGAAUCAAACUUUUAGGAGAGCAACUUGCACUUUGUAUGUGCGGCAUUCAAUUAAUUGUUAUUUACAGACAGAGAGCAUACAUGUACAGAACUUGACCCCUUUUUUCUUGCAUCGUACAGGACUUGACUUGUUGUCAGAUUUAGUUUUCUCUUGAGACUGGCAUGUUAUAUCAUAGCUAUCACGCAACAACAUGUUCUUUUUUAGUCUCACCUCUAUAUAUGCUUGAUUGGAAACUUUCGAAGGCUUUGAUGCAUGCUCUCUUCAAAGUAGCGUUUUAUUUAACUAUUUAGGUAUGUGGUUAAAGCAUAUCUCGAAUCUAAAUGGAUACGCUGAUCACAUGUUGGUGACUAAUACAACUGAUAUAGCUGCCACAUCUGGAACGGCCUUUUGUGAGCUUAAUGAUCUCGUGUAGAUUCACCAUGUCAUACUUGCAAAUAUGCAAUUAAUCAACAAACUUGGGAUUUAAAUAAUAUAUAACGAACAAAAACUUAGGCUUUUAAUAGGGUUGAACCGGUUACCGGAUCAAUUUUCUUAUAAGUAGGAUGCAACCAAAGUUUAAGAAGAAAACAUAUUUCGUGGGUUAAAUAUGCCUAAAACUUAGUGAAGUAUCCAUUAUGUUUUGUAUCUUAGUUUAUGCACCCGAGUGACGCCCACGGUUCAACACUCGUGGAUUCGUACAUUCAAUGUGAUCUACCAUCUUAGUCUUUUUCUUUUUUUUUUUGAAACACUUCUACCAUCUUAGUUAGUUAGAUAUAUUUAAGCAUUAAGGUUGUUGCAUUAAUAAUCCAAUGAUACGAGUGAUAAGAACGGUAGUGCUUGCUGACAUCUAUAUGAAGUAUAUACUUUACAUGUAAUAGUCGAGGAAAGAAAAUAAGAGACUUACACGUAUAAUACUGUCUGAUGCGACAUUUGAUGUCAUUCGAAAUGAAUACAUAUAAUGAUAUAAAUAAUAAAGUAACCUACAUCACAUUAUUUUCAUUCGCUGUAUUUUCAGUGGACCAUAUCCCAAUAAUUUACUUCCAGAAAAGAGGGCAUAUAAAAUGACCUCAUAUACUUCUACUAAUGGUGGGGGAGGGGGGGGGGGACAUUUUUACAGAGAAAAUUAUGGGAAAAUAGAUAUUUUUAAAGGGAAUAAAGAUAUUUUUAAAAAGGGAAAAUAGAUAUUUUUAAAGGGAAAUAUAUAUUUUUCAAAGGGAAAAUAGAUAGUUUUUAAAAGGGAAAAUAGAUUAGUAUAUCCAAGCUAUGCACAUUGCAUAAAAGACAUAACAUUUUUACAGAGAAAAUGAUGGGACAAUAGAUAUUUUAAAGGGAAAAUAGAUAUUUUUUAGGGAAAAUAGAACAGUAUAUCCAAGCUAUAUGCACAUUGCAUAAAAGACAUAAAGCCACUUCUUUAACCAACAUAAUUACUAGUUUUUCCAUGAGCUAAUGACAUUAACAAACUAUGAAUAUUUUCUUGAGCUGAAAUUUGAUAGAGACACCAUAGAUUUUCAAAGCAGGUUUGUUUACUUGCAAAUGUCGAAACAAACUUAGCAUUAUUUUUAUAUAAGUCAAGUAUUCAAGGGAAAAAUCAAUAUAUUUUGGUUUAAGUAAUCAAAUCAAGUAAGGGCUUCAUACAUCCCAAUAUAUUUUCUAAAAAAAUUAUCUUGUUAUGUAAAGAACUUUUAAAAUGAAUCGAACAUAAUUUAGAGAAGCACAAAUCCAAAAGGAACAAUAGGGAGAACUCCUACAUGAGGUCUCACACGGUGUGCCAUGUGAUCAGCAUCCCCAACUUUAACGUAAGUGCUUAAAACUGAAGGCAUCAGAAAUGAAAGGAUGUGUGACAUCACAAGAAUGUAUAUGUAGACAACCGGCUAUCUUAAUCUUUUUCCUUUGCUAAUAUUUUUCUUUUCAAAACAUGAGAAUGAAAACGUUAAAAAGCCAUACUUGGCCCAGUAAAAAUGGUACUAAGCCAUAGAAACCUGUCAUUAUUAUUAUUUUUUUUAAAUUAAAUUUAUUCGCUUCGAAAACCUUUUUACAAACCUAAUGCCAUUUUGUGUAGAAAGAUAUAAACCUAUAUAGCAACAUGUCAUUUACCCCAUUUACUAAACUUGAUUUGUUACACUCAUAGCCGUGCCUAUUUGGUUAAAAAAUAAACAAUGGCUUACGGCAUCAAUUGAUUUCAAAUAAAAUUUAGAGGCAUGUUUACAUAUACAUUUUUCAUAUGGUGUACGUAAAUCAAUGUUUCUUCUUACAAAAUAAAUCUUUCUUUCUCAAUAUUUAUUCAGACACUUGUUUAUAUAUAACUUCCACUACAUUAGGUUAUGCUUUAAUUAAAUUUCUACUUAAUAGUUAAUUUUUAUUCCAUCUGUUACUUUCUUAUAAUUUUAUACUACAUAAAAUUUUAUAUGAAUUACCACAUUUGUAUCAUAAGUUUUGUUUUGCUGUAUAUUUCUAAACAGUUUUUUUACUCCAACAAACUGUUUAUUAAUUUUCUUUCAAUUUUGUAGUUUCCUUAUUAUAUAUAUUUAAAAACUUGGCUAAUUUUUUUUAUUUUGCAUAGGGCAUCAAAAACUCUUUGCACGGGUCACUUACACUAAAAAUAAAAUAAAAUGAACUGACAAGCACCAAACAAAAAUCAAAUGAAGCAAAUGAAAAAAUUCAGUAAACAGGAAAAAUGUAAAUAAAUGUUGUAGAUAAAAAUCAAAUAAGUUUUGCAUUUUUAUUCUAGUUCCUAAAAGAAUUUCCUAGUUUUAAUAUGACAUGAACAAACUAAUCAACCAAACUGAAACGAAGCUUUGAAUUCCUAGACCUAGUUUAACGUGAGAGAUAUCAAAGUUGAUGAAGGGCAUAUUAAGAUUCUUUUUAAGUUUCGCGCUCAUAUAUUCGAUGAACAAUCAACUUGCUAAUGAAUUAGUAAUAUGUCAUAUUGGAGUUGGAGAAAUAAUUAUCAUAUACUUAUAUAGGAUUAAUCUAAUUAUUGUCUAUUAAUUGUCCAGGGACCAGGGAACAAAGUUAUGUCGAGUGCAAAACUAAACGUUUCGUCUCUAAUCGAUGACAUUUUUGAGCGAUAUAGUUUACUGAUGCUAUUAUUGGGCUUCUUAGAAAUAGAUAAACAGAAGACGUGGAAGAGAUUAGGGAAAGUUUGGUUCCCUCAGAUACACAUUACCUAUACAUAGUAGUACGUGCCUUCUUCAGCAACUACAAGAAAAAAAAUGCACAAUGCAUAUAGCAUGGUUGACUGAUGUAUUUUAAUCCCAAAAAGAAGUAAACAGAACCAAAUAUUAUUGGCUAGCGAGUAGCAAGUUGGUGACAUAUUAUUGGGAACAUUGUAGCUUUUAAUUUGAGUGGUGGAUUUGGGAUACAAGUAUACAACAUCACAACCAAGAGAAAAAAGGAAAAAAUGAAUAGGAAGACGAUAACUCAAGAAGUGAUGUACGUACGUCGAACCAGUUUUAGAUUCUUGAAGAUGACGAGACACGAACUGCAGUAAUGAUAUUUUUCAGCGACUCGAAUAUGUUAACGCCAUUCCCAAAACAUUAUAAAUAUAGAAAUAGGAACAUAGGGUUUACACGAAGAAAACAAAAACCAACAUUUUGUUGAGAUUUGAAAUCAAAGAUCAUGUCAUUAAGUCCGAGAGACCCUCUUAUCGUAGGAAGAGUUGUAGGAGAUGUUGUUGAUCCUUUCAUGAGACUGAUUUCUCUUAAUGUUACUUAUGGCCAAAGACAGAUAACUAAUGGAAUGGAUCUAAGGUCUUCUCAAGUUCUGAACAAACCAACGGUUGAGAUUGGAGGAGAUGACCUCAGAAAUUUCUACACUUUGGUUAUGGUGGAUCCAGAUGUGCCAAGCCCAAGCAACCCGUACCUCCGAGAAUACCUCCAUUGGUUGGUGACAGAUAUACCUGCCACAACUGGAACAUCUUUUGGCAAUGAGUUGGUGUACUACGAGAAUCCAUGUCCCACAUCAGGAAUUCACCGAGUCGCAUUGAUAUUGUUCCGACAACUCGGAAGACAAACGGUUUAUGCACCCCAGUGGCGCCAAAGGUUCAACACUCGUGAGUUCGCUGAGAACUACAAUCUUGGUCUCCCCGUGGCUGCUGUUUACUUCAACUGUCAGAGAGAGAAUGGCUGCGGAGGAAGAAGGACCUCGUAGAUAUAUAUGCCUCCAUCUCAAGUAACCUAAUUACAUGAUUAUCUAGAGGUUCUUGUAAUAAAUAUAUUAAGAAUCUGAUGAUAUAAACAAAACGCAGGUGAUGCAUCAUGCAUGUUGACAUCUAUAUAAAGUACUUUUAUAUGUAAUAAUUGAGAGGGAGGAAUAAAAAUGAAAGUGUUCUUACGUGUAUGGCAUGUGAUGCGACAUUUUACUUCAUUGUAAAUAUUCUAAGCAACAUUACAUA